AUGGAAGAGUUUAUUCUGGGAAAAGGGGCGAAGAAGCAAGAAAUUGAAACCGAAGUUCGAGUUGAUGCGGGAGAGGCGGUUCAAGAUUUGAAGCGAUCUAUGCUUGAAGGCACAAAGUCGCACUGCUACCAAAAGCAACGGCCGCAAGCAUGUAUGACUCUGGCCGAUUUUUACCGAGAACGGAAGCAAGAUCUGGCGGCGGCUGCGCGAACAAUCACAGACUGCUGCGAGCGCUUGAAAAACGCCUCCUGUUGCUGGGAAUCGGGGAUUUUAAAAGCAAACGGCUUCGAAAAAACGAAAAUUGCUCACAACUUUCCGGAAGCAGUAAAUGAUUUCAAAACGGCUUGUUUGGCGGAAAAUGCUGAAACGCCUGUCGAUCGCCAUGCUACUGCGAAAUCCUGUUUUGCCUUGUCGGAAAUUUUGAGAAGAGAUUUGAGUCUUGCGUCGGAGGGGCAGAAGAAAAUGACGCCAGUGGUCAAAAGUCUUUUAGACGAAAUGAAUGUGAAAAGCCUGGUCAUUCGGGGCUGCAAGUUGGGCAGCUGGGAAGCCUGCAAUAGUUACGCGAUCAUGUCUUUUGACGGCCUUUUCGGAGUCGAAAAAGACGUUCAAUUUGGACUCAACCUCGCGGAAAAAUCAUGUUUGCAUGGAAACGAAAUCAAAGCCUGCGUCAACUUGGAAAAGAUCUUCUCCGAGGGGCUUUUGGGCGUCGAAAAAGAUAAGAAACGAGAGAUGAAGCUGGAAAGUUAUCAGAGAAAGAUCGAAGAGCUCAGUGACGAUUUUGAGCUCGAUUUGGAACGAGUCGAUGAUUUGGAUAGAAGCUGA
Molecule: messenger RNA, 822 nt
Organism: Oikopleura dioica
Lineage: Eukaryota; Metazoa; Chordata; Appendicularia; Copelata; Oikopleuridae
Source: the annotation of a GenBank genome assembly